GUGUGCAUUUCUAUGCAAACUCAUCAGACCGUAAAAAGAGGAGGGUCCCGGCGUGUGCCUUCGAUGGGACGAGGUUAUGGGGGGGCAUUGCGUGCAUAGUAAUUUAUUUUUUUUCAACUCAGGUACAUCUGCUUAGCAAGCUGCAAAUCCUCCUUUAUUUCCACCCGAAACCAAGCCCUUCUCUCCACCCUCCCAAACCAACUCCGCAAAUCCAUAGGGAUCUUAGUUCCAUCUGAUUGGUUGGGGAUGAGGCAACAAGGGGCGAGAACAAUAUCAUAAUUUCCCCUUAAAACGAGUGCAGCUAUGUCGUGAUGAAAGCAUCUCGGGAGGAGAACGAAUCAAUAGCAGCCAGGGGAACGGUGAACAAUCAAAGUGUCCGAUGUGUCUAUAAUAAUAACCUGAACCUGGAUUUUAUUUCAACAUAAUCUGUGCGUCAACAGUGCCUUAAUCUGUUCCGUCCAUCGCAAAAAUGCCAAGAGGAUUUUUAGUGAAAAGGAACAAGAAACCAAACCCUAUGUCUUACAGGGUCCGCUCUGAUGAGGUGGAGCAGGGACAACAAAUACAAGCUUUCGCAUCCUCCCCUGAGCGCGCAGAUGCAGCAUCCCUGCUCUGCGAGGCAUCAGCAACAGCAGCAGCCCCCGGACAAGAUGCUAAACCUGUUCAGUUUGGGAACCCGGAGGCAUUGUACCAGGUUCUCUACAGCCCCACCCGGCCGGCCAGUAAAGACCAUGAACAAGGAUAUUUAGAGAGACAUUUCAAUCUCGGCUCACCGGUGUCUGCUGAAUCCUUUCCCACACCUGCAUCGCAUACCACUUUAGAUCCCCUCUUUGCCCCCGUGGACCUAAAAAUCGGUACUAGCAACUGCAAUCGGACCGGGACAACCACGAACCCAAAUCUACCCGCUGUCACCGGGAAUGGCACCAAAAGGCCUUCAAGCGACACCGAGCGUAAAAACAAGCCUCCAUCAAAAAAAAACAAAGCUAUCAAGAAACUACAUUUCGAAGACGAGAUGACCACAUCACCCGUGCUUGGGCUCAAAAUUAAAGAGGCUCCCGUCGACCAAAAACCCAGACCACAGCCGGCAGCAGGUGACAAGCCUCUCGGUGAGUUCGUCUGUCAACUGUGCAGAGAAGCAUAUGGCGACCCCUUCGCGUUGGCCCAACAUAAGUGUUCCAGGAUAGUGAGGAUUGAGUACAGAUGCCCUGAAUGUGAUAAGGUUUUCAGCUGCCCGGCAAACCUAGCCUCCCACAGGCGCUGGCACAAACCAAAACCUCAAAAUAACGCGUCAAUGUCUGGUGCACAACAUAUUAAAUCAGAGAGUGAUAAGAUGUGCGCGCUCGACAAGGCUGUGUCUGAUGAAAUAAAGGGCCGGAGUGAUAGAGACACACCCAGCCCCGGGCUGUCAGAGUCGGGAUCAGUUGGAUCAGAGGAGGGUCUCUAUGAUUGUCAUCACUGUGGGAAAAAGUUUAAACGCCAGGCAUACCUAAGAAAGCACAUAAUAUCUCAACAUGCCACAGCUUCCCACAAUACCAGCAGUGAGGUCCACGAUGCCUAUCCCUUAUCCCAAAACGAAGGAAAACCGAGUGACAAAACUCCAAGCCACGCACCAUUGAAUCUGAGUUCCUCAGGGUGCCACCUGUGCCCUGUUUGUGGAGAGGACUUUCCCAACAGAGUCAACCAGGAGAGGCACAUCCGUCUCCUCCACUCCUCGCAGGUCUACCCAUGCAAAUACUGCCCUGCCAUGUUCUACAGUUCUCCGGGACUUACACGGCACAUCAACAAAUGUCAUCCCUCAGAAAACAGGCAGGUUAUACUCCUUCAGAUGCCUGUGCGACCAGCCUGUUAAACUGAAGAGAUACCUGUGCCUUUACGUGUGGACGUCAUACAGUAUGCGUGAAGUUUGUCUCCGUCCUCGACCACUGCAUUUACUAAUGGGGAUUUAAAAUCCCGUUUGGAGCUUGAAUUAUAUAUUUUUCAGACUCAUCUUAGUUUAUCUAAAGUACGUAAAGCAUUAGACUGUUAACUUUAUUUUUCUAGGAUCUCUGCACAAGUGCUUUUGCAUUAGCUUCUAGACCUAAGAAAGGCAUAUCCUAGCUGUACUGUUGUCAUACAAUUGCCUUUUAAUUCACAGGCUGGAAAUGUAUCUAUCACUUUAUUAGCUUGUGAAUCUGUGGACAUUCAAUUUUAGCUUUGUCUCUGAACAUAAUACAAUUUGAAAGGUUUGCCCUAGUGUAGCCAUCAAUGCCUUGGAUUAGAGCUCAUGUACACACACUCCUGCUGUAAAACUGCCUUAAUUUAUAUGUCGAAUAAUGAUUGUUUUUAAUGUCUUAUUUAUCAUUGGCCAGAUAUUGUAUCAUUAUUGUUAUUUUACACGUGUAUUGCCAAUAUACCACACAUAAAACCAUCAUGGUUAUUUUCUAUUUAUUUAUUUAUUGAAUUGAUCUUAUGUAAAUGAUGUUUUGUGUGAUUUAUGUGAGACUUAUUCAUGUGUUUUUUCAUUGCCAUAGCCAAAUUAUCCUUUUGACUUAUUUAUUUCAAGUUUACAUAGAUACUGAGGAUGGUGUAUAAGUAAUCGAUCGACCCUGAGUUUAUAAAACAUUCUCUUCAAUGCUCUUAAAUGCAAUCCUGGUUUUUGCUCUGAUUGUUUUAUAACUAUUAGCUAUAUGUCUAAAUAAUAAAAGCAAAAAAAUCUA
Oncorhynchus keta (chum salmon) is the source of this 2693-nucleotide messenger RNA. RefSeq names its product insulinoma-associated protein 1a-like. The transcript has a single exon. Bases 470 to 1846 code for a protein of 458 amino acids. The record is from RefSeq and is a predicted model, not a curated record. Gene Ontology annotation, molecular function: RNA polymerase II cis-regulatory region sequence-specific DNA binding; DNA-binding transcription repressor activity, RNA polymerase II-specific. Gene Ontology annotation, biological process: neuron differentiation; regulation of cell cycle process; negative regulation of transcription by RNA polymerase II. Gene Ontology annotation, cellular component: transcription repressor complex; nucleus. NCBI's taxonomy places the organism in Eukaryota, Metazoa, Chordata, Actinopteri, Salmoniformes, Salmonidae.